AUGUCUAGUACUUCUUUAGUUGAUUACUAUAAUUCUCGUGUUAAUUUUGAUAAGCUCAAUCCUUUAAUACGUUCGGCAUAUAAUACAACAUCAGAUUUCGAAGAAUAUAAACAGAAACUGCUUGCCAAAGUUGAAUAUAAUAAGCAAGAUGGUAAUUUAUCAUUUCUUGAUUCAAUUGAAGACGUUCGCCGUGAACAACAUGCUCGAUUAGAACAAGUUGAAUAUGAUUAUUAUAAUGAAAGUAAAAAAGCAACUUCCUUUGAUGUACCUUACUAUGCUGAAGUAACACAAAAUACACAAGAAAUAAUGGUUACGUCAAAGCCACCUAUACCAACUGCAUCAAGACGAUCACCAUCGCCAGUAUUUGUAACAGAAGAACAAAUUCAACAUCAUAUGUAUGAUCGUCCAGUAACAGCUAAUAUAGUACGACGACAUAAUGAUGAUACAACAUUUUGUCCACAUCGCACUUGUACUAUUGAUACAAAUGUUCUCGAUGAUACAACAACUAGUGAUGUUCAAAAUCAUAUACAAAGCAUGUGGGAUGAAUUCGAAAUAGAUGAUUAUAUAGAAAAAAGAAAAACUCGUCGCGUUCCAAGUGCACCAGCAACAACGAGUUGGGCAGGGCGUGUGACAGUACCAGAACCAUUCUCUUUAACAAAUAGUGUAACCAUGGAUAAUGUACAUAGAAGAAAAUGUAAACAUGAAAUAGAAGCAGCAAAAAUACAAAAAGAAGUGGAAGAUGAACUUAUGCUGAAUCGAUCUUUCAAAGCGAAUCCUGUUCCUGCUCAUGUGCGUAUGCCACUAUAUGAACAAUUACAAGAAGAACAACGUGUUCGUCGUGAACAAGUUCAUCAAAUGACAAAAGACUAUUUAAAUUCCAUUUCAAAACCAUUCGGAUUUAAUUCACGUGAAACAGCUAAAACAAUAGUACGAAGACAUUCAUAUUCUGAUGUAGAUACUGCUCGGCAUGAACCCCUAUUCAAAGCAAAGCCAUUACCCGAUUUUUAUUAUCGAACAAGGAAAGAUAUUGAAAAUAUGAAAGAAAAAUCUCUUUAUCGUUCAAUAAAAAAAGAAAUGCGAGCCAAAGAAUUACUUCGUCAAUCACGACUUCCAUCAAAUAUGCAAGAACGUGAACAACAAGCAAGACGCGCACAACGUUCAAUGAGUGCAAAUGAUUUAGCACGUAUGGGUCUUGAGGAAUAUACAUUUAAACCAAAAACCAAUGGUUAUUAUAUACCAAAUUAUGAUAAACUUCAUUCACAAUUUUUACGUCAAUCAGAAGAAGCAAAACGUACAAGACCAACAACAAAAUGUAAACCAUUUUUAUUAUACACAAAUUUAAUUCAAACAAGGAAAGAUAAGGUUCUUGAUGAUAUUCGAAGUGGUGAACAAAUGCGUCAUUUACAAACAUUUCAAAUAAAAGGAAAACAGCUUCCAACAAAAUCAGCUUCUGGCAUGAGUUUAUCAGCCAGUCUUCAAAAGCCUGAAGCAAUACCAACAAAAAAAACUGAAGUACAACGUGAACGUGAAGCUAUGGGAAAGAAAAAAAGACAUGAACACGAAGUAAAAAAUAAGUUUGAAAAAAAUUUUCAAAGGUCACGAUCAGCCAAAGAAAGAAGAUUAAGAGAAAAUAUUCGUGAACAAGCAAAAUUACAAGAUAAAUCAACAAUAUACAAAGCAAAAAAGGAAGAAAAUAAUCGAAAAGUUCGUCAAUCUAUGCGUCAGAUUGAAGAUGAAUACGCCAGAACACUAGAUGUAAUCAAUGGUCGUGUUGAACGACGUCCAUUAUUACUUGAACAAGAUCAACGUGAUAAAGCUGUACGAGAUUUAGAAAGAAACAUUCAACAUGCAAUGAGUAUAGCAAAAAUAAGUGAAAAAGAUUUAAUGAGACAAAAAUUUAAUCCGCCUAACGUUAAAGUAACAGCAACACGUACUAAUUAUUCAUCAUAA
Messenger RNA from Rotaria socialis, 1950 nucleotides. Lineage: Eukaryota; Metazoa; Rotifera; Eurotatoria; Philodinida; Philodinidae. The record is from the annotation of a GenBank genome assembly.